Molecule: messenger RNA, 726 nt
Organism: Momordica charantia (bitter melon)
Lineage: Eukaryota; Viridiplantae; Streptophyta; Magnoliopsida; Cucurbitales; Cucurbitaceae
Product: SSUH2-like protein
Source: RefSeq, a predicted model, not a curated record
AGAAGAUCCAAUAUCUCCUUCGGUGCAGCUGCAACAUUUUCUCUUCCCAAAAGAUGCCAAAAGUGUGGAGGUAAAGGGGCCAUCGAUUGUCCUGGAUGCAAGGGGACUGGGAAAAACAAGAAAAACGGAAACAUUUUCGAGCGUUGGAAAUGUUUCGAGUGUCAAGGAUUCGGAUUAAAGAGCUGUCCUGAAUGUGGAAACGGAGGACUCACUCCUGAACAAAGAGGAGAAAGAUGAUGCAAACACACGAGUUUAAUCCUUCCCAUCUUUACAUCUAUUUAUUUAAUUUUUGUUAAAGAAUUGCGGGGCGGAAAAUUCAACAAUUUUCUACCCUUUACAUAGUAAUUAGGUGCCCUUAUCGAACUCGGAUUGGCCCAACUUUAUAUCUACUUGAAUUAUUUUAGGGAAAGUACUCCUUUGGUCAAUUUUCAGCUGUAGGUUAGCUUUUUGUCCCUGUAUUUCAAAAUCAUGCGUUUUUUCCUUUUGAGUUUUUCACAUAUCGCGAUAUUUUCUUUGCGAUAUGGUUUUAUAAUGGUGGUGGAUAUGGUUUUAAGAUCGUGUAGGUGUGAAGCAGCUUGAUUGAUGGUUUUUCUUGUAAAGGGGACGUUAUCGAUAGAGGUUUGAGAGAUGACGCCUACGCAUGGCUGCCCCUUGUAUUCCAAAUUACAAUUGUGGAAAUUUUUGAAAUAUUGUGCGGUGAGACGACUUAGCACCAAAUUUGAACUA